Messenger RNA from Archocentrus centrarchus (flier cichlid), 3863 nucleotides. It is a transcript of the gene rnd3a, whose product is annotated as Rho family GTPase 3a. Lineage: Eukaryota; Metazoa; Chordata; Actinopteri; Cichliformes; Cichlidae. The coding region runs from base 133 to 864 and encodes 243 amino acids. Gene Ontology annotation, biological process: small GTPase-mediated signal transduction. Gene Ontology annotation, molecular function: GTPase activity; GTP binding. The record is from RefSeq and is a predicted model, not a curated record. The transcript is spliced from 5 exons.
GCAGGCGGAGACACCGGGGGGGAGGACAGCGGACGGGCAGGCUCGGAGGCACCGCGACCAGCUGCAUCUCGACGGUUCACACGCGCCCAGGAUUGGACUCAUUUUUAAAAUCUUCAAUCCCGACUGAAAUCAAUGAAGGACAGACGCCCGUGUCAGAAGUUAUCUCUGAAAUCCGGCAUGGAUCCCAGUCAGAGUGUGAAGUGUAAGAUAGUGGUGGUGGGGGACAGCCAGUGCGGGAAGACUGCGUUGCUUCACGUGUUCGCCAAAGACUGCUUCCCUGAGAGCUACGUCCCCACUGUGUUUGAAAACUACACAGCCAGCUUUGAAAUCGACACGCAGAGGAUCGAGCUCAGUUUGUGGGACACCUCAGGAUCUCCAUACUAUGACAACGUGAGGCCCCUCUCCUAUCCAGACUCCGAUGCCGUGCUCAUCUGUUUCGACAUCAGCCGCCCCGAAACGCUCGACAGCGUAAUGAAAAAGUGGAAAGGCGAGAUCCAGGAGUUUUGUCCCAACACUAAGAUGCUGUUAGUCGGCUGCAAGUCAGACCUGCGCACUGAUCUGAGCACACUCGUGGAGCUUUCCAACCAUCGACAGACGCCCGUCUCUUAUGACCAGGGGUCCAGCAUGGCCAAGCAGAUCUCGGCGCCCUACAUCGAGUGCUCAGCUCAGCAGUCAGAAAACAGUGUCAGAGACAUUUUCCAUGUGGCCACACUGGCCUGCAUCAACAAAAACAACAAAAACGUCAAACGCAGCAAGGCCGCCCGUGCCAGCAAGAGGAUUUCACACAUGCCCGGUAGACCUGACCUGGCGGCCGUGGCCUCGGACCUCCGGAAGGACAAAGCCAAAAGUUGCUCGGUCAUGUGAUUGCAUAGACUAAAGCGGAUCAGACUGAGGAGAAUGAGGACAGAGCACAGUUCAAGCAGGAAGUUAUGGGGCAAUGCUCUCUCCUGCAUGCUAAAGACCCCUUAUUUGUCUGGAAAGGGGUUUUAUAAGCUUCAAUUCAUGUAAUGUUACUGGAAUACUCUGCACCAAUGAAAACUCAAUGCGUAGUAAGCAUCCCACUUAAAGCAGCCCCACCCCCACCCCACCAAACGAGGAAGCUAUCUAUCACCUGCUUGGGGAAGUGACCUGCUUCCUCUGGGAGGACAAAGCGGAUGCACUCAAGGCUUUCCACGCUAACAGGAAAUGAGCAGGAGGAAUGAUGUCAUUAGGAGAUGCUCAUUUAUAAAAAAAGAAGGGUGUAGGAACAUGUGGUCUUUUGAAUGAGAGCCAAAGCCAGCAGCAGGGUGGUAGGUAGGGGGUGUGCUGCCUCGGGGGGGAAAAAAAUGAGGAGCUGCUGUUGUUUGUGCUGGAUCAAAGACUUUUUGCUCGGAGGGCUUCUGCAACAACUCGUCACUGUGGUUUGGAACUGAUUCACUCCCACCUCUACUCCUGUAACUGUUAGUCUGUGUGCAGAGCAGAUUUGAAGAUUUAUUUCUUAAUUUCAUUCAAUGGAAACAUGAAGCUGAGUGUCCCCUGUCUCUAAUAUGUUGUCGGUAUAAUGUGAAGUCACUGGUGUGUAACUGUGUCAUUGCUUUAUUUUCAUCCUGAUGGGAUCUAACCAUGAAGAGCUGAACAAUGCCACGUUAUGUUACCUCAACAGCUAUACACACAUACCGAAUAGACGGCUAAAAAGCAAAAAAAGUACUUGAUUCUGCUUCUAGGAUUUGGCAAACAGUGCAGGUUAGCUCUUCAUUUUCUCGAAAAACAGAAAUAGUGUAAUUUAAACCUCUUAUUGGACCUUAAAUGGGCCCAGUGAGCUGUAGCUGAACUAAACUCGGUAAGUAAAAAUGUGUCCAAUUGUGUAAAAUCAGGACAUCUUAACCAUAGGCUGUAUAUAAAAUAUGGACGUAUUCACUGUGACUUUUCUGAAACCCUAACAUUAAUAUUUUUGGCCACCACCAUGUUGGUUUUUUUAGGAACCACAAGUUACAUUUUGGACCAGAAGGUUUUUUAAGUUAUUAAUCAAUGCUAGCAAGCUUGGUUGGCAAGCUCAAUUCAAGUGCAACACACAGACACAGAUUUUGGCUAAGACGCUGAUAAAAUACUUGAAUUUUACUCACCAAAAUAGGAGCACAAACGUCUUAGUCAGAUAAAGAUGUUAUUUGCCAGAUAAUGCUCCUAAACCCCCCAAAAGGUACCAACACAAUAAACUCACUAGAGAAGUCCCGCUAAGUGACUGUGACAAAGCCUAGCCAUAAACUAUACAUAAAAGAUGGAUGUAGCUGCUGUGACCUCACCCGCUGGUUAGUGAGCUGAGUUUUUUUGACUUUGCCAUCUUGGUGAUGUGAGAUCAGGUGUGAUGAGUGAGGGGCAGAUAUGACUGCAGAUAAUAAAAAUGUAGAUGGAUGAGUUAUAAAAACAUUUACACACCGUACAGUUGUUAGGAAGAGGGAAUCUAUUAAUCAAGGCCCAAACUGUUUUCUAUACCAGGCUGCAAACAUGCUUUUUAAUGCUGUGAAUUUGGAUAUUUUAACGCGGACAUCUCUGGGCGUUGACUCACUUUUGGAGCCAGCCUCAAGUGGGCAUUAGCGGAACUGCAGUUUUUGGUGCUUAAACAUUAGCUAAAUUUUUCAUCCUCUGAAGGAUCCCCCUUGAUCUUAACAGGCUAGCAUCCAGGUAGUGUCAUGAAUCACUUCCACAGCACGUUAAAAGAGAGGGUUAAAAUGGAAAAGCAACCAUAAUUUGCCCCUAAUAUCCAAAAUGGAGGAACCUGUGGUGGCUGAUUAGCUGUACUGCAAGAAAUGGUUUUAUUUAACCUCUUCUGCGAGAAUAAACUACCCCACAACAUGAACAGAUAUUUAUGAGACAGAAUAAACUGUGUUAGCCUACUAGCCACUGACCAAAAGGAAGUGGCUAAUAGGCUAGCCGACAAAAGGAUGAAGUAGCUAACUAAUGUAACUAAUCUUGCUAAAGCUUAUUUUAGGCUUCUGAGUCUUUGUAGAGCCUACGAUGUAGCCUGUGCUAAUGGCUGUUGGCAGCAUUUAUACUUAUGCGGCUAUGUUGGCACAGUGUGUAGUUACAUUUCUAGGGAGGCGCACGUCAGAUUAUUGCAUAUGGUUUCAGAAGGGUUACAGUACGAUAUAUACCUAUACUUAUAGCGCAGAUUUAAUGCAGAAGCAUGCAUUCAGUUUAAGUAGGAGGACUUUGCCCUGUUCAGUAUUAAAGAAGAGGUCAGCAGAUGUUUGGAAUACUAGGAAUGGCACAAUACAGAGAAACAACUCCUUUUUUUUUUUAACUAACAAAUGUUGGCCCGAUUAGCUGUUUGCUAACCAGCCAACAAGGACUUUCCCAAUUAGCCCUCACCUCACUGCAGAUUUCAAUGGAGAUGAAUUUUGCUGUGCAACUUAUGCUGUGACCAGACCUUAACUCAGAGAGGAUGAUUGUAUUUUUCCUCCAUGGGUCAUUUCAGUGUUUGAGUAUCACGACCGCUGUAGUAAUAUGUGUAAGAGAUUUGUGUCAAUUUCAAAAUUAGGUUUUCCCCCAAAGUCUUGAUAGACCAAUGUUUUUGAAAUUUGUGCUUUUUUUUCCCCCUCAAACAACAGUGCAAUGAAGAAGCUGUUUAAAUAUCAAUGGUAUUGAUGCACUUUUAAUGUGACCAUCAGCUUCCCAAUUAGCUUGUUCAAAUGCCAGUGCUGUCCCAUGUGCCAGCUCAGCGCCCUGGCCCCUGUUUUCAUUUUCUAAUCUGGUGUUUCUUCCCUGUGUACGCUAUUAUGUUUUCUUGAAUGUUUAUGUCACCUUCAAAAUGUCUUUGUCAAUGUUGUUGCCAUAAUAUUUAUUGAAUUCUAUAUUUUCCCUUUAGAAUAAAUGCAAAUAAAACUGAA